ACCGAUCGUCCGCUGGAAGUUGAGAGAGUCCGAGGGGCAAAAAGAUGCACUUCUGACGAUCCAAUAUACGCUUACAAACCCUGCUUAUCUAAUUUCGGAUGAAGCCAAGCAAUUCUGGCAUGGAUAUAGUGAGAUUGGACACGGUUUUCCAGUGUAUCACUGAUGUCCAUGGAAUCGGUUCGAUAAUCCAAGACCUGUUAAGCUCGAGGUCUUACAAAAUCUGCAUGGCUCACCCAAAGACAAGCAGUUUUGCCGAUGAGAAGCCCGUCGGAAGGCUUGACAGCUUGUGGAUCCAACCAUCACGCAAAAGGUAAAAAUUCCUGCUUGGCUUCCUGUUUGGACACUUGGCAUGUCUCCACCGAUCCCGACGAGGUCCAGAGACGUACGCGUGGAGUGGGAAGAUUAACCAUUAAGAACAGUGCAGUUAGGGCAGGAAACCGGUCAUACCAAUAGAAGCUCUUUCACUCUUGAUGUGCACAGACCUUUAUAUCCAGAGGUUCGCUAUUAAUUUGCUAUUAGUACAUAGUGUAAGCUUCUCCCCGGGUUCCCUUCCCGAUCUUUCAAUCCUCCUCGAAAAGUAUUUCACCACCACCUCGAUGAGAUGCUAUGGAAGCCUGGGGCUUACAACUGACUGUGCCAAGCACCCAUACUCUGCUGGAGUCCGGGGGUGAGAGCCAUGCUCCUCCGAUCACUGGCUCCCUUGUCAUCGCAGUUCCCUCCUCAAGCUUGAGAUCUUCCACCGAGAAUUUCCCCAAGUUUGAAAUUAGUUUCACGCGAUCAGUGACACCUAAACCUUGUGAUAUCGCUGUUCCCAGCAACAAUAAGAGCUAUAGUUUUUUCUUCAAACGCAACCAGAAGCACAAAUCAUCAAGAAUUCAGAACUCUCCCCACGCGACCCCACCACUGGAGCCCAACGUUGAGACACUGGUACAAUAUGACCUCUGCCAUGCACCUGAUGAGAUGGACCCCAAAGAGGGCGAGAAUGAAACAUGGCUGAAAUUCAAUUUCUACCUCCCUAUUCCGAGCAAUAUCCCGCCGACAACAGAGACGAUCCUAGGAAGCGUGUCUUAUGCCAUCACUGCGUCGGUAACACCGUCAACGAUAGCCAACGCGAGGAUACUGAAGGACACGCAGCAAAUAAAGGUGUCUCGCCGUGUAGUCUCUGAACAAAUCCGGCAUAUCCGACAGUAUCCCGGCGAAAAGGUACUGACCGAACUAUCCCUAAUACCGAAUCAACUAUACUCAGACUCGCCCGAGGAGAUGAAAGUAGCGUACUCAUUAGAAUGGGUAGCCCACUCAACCAUUGCAAAGGGAGCGCGAGACAUGGAAGUGAAGUAUGUGGUGGGUAAAGAGUUGAAGUGGAGGGUGGAAGAGACCGUCAAGUACAUCUCCAUCUCGAGGGGCGGUAACCCGCAAAGAGAAGCCGUAACAACAGCCUGCAAAGAGCAGCGUGUACGGCGACUAUGCGAGGGAAAGCAAAAAGGCCACUGGAUAGCAACUGGAGGAUUACAAGGAGGCGACCAUACGAUUGAGAUCCCGUUCGACGUCAACAUCCCAACAAAAGCGAAGGCAGCAGAUGGGAUAGAUUUAUCUUCAUAUCUAUGUCAUCACCAGGAAAAGGCCUGCAAUUGCAGUCCCACCGAAACUACCGGUGUCAUAGUCGAGCACAAUCUGUUACUGGAAGUUGUUACGGGCCAGGAUACCUUUGACGAGGCAACCGGAAGACUUGUAGAUCGCAGACCCCGGAUGAAGGCCUUCAACGCUAUCUUCCCUCUUUCUGUUCGGGAUUUUGUCAGUGGUGACAGUAUUUCGCUAAGCGAAUUCUAUGUGGAUGAUAAUCUUCCAAGAUAUGACGAUACAUAUCUGAGGCCACCCAAUUAUGCAACCGCCCAUUGAACCGAUCGUCUUGUUCAGCUUAUAGCCGGUUCACACUUGUCCCUAUCCCCAGUCCCUUGUACCCAGCAGAAAAGGGUUGACCCAUCGGAGAAAAUACCACCAAGCCUCUUGAUGCUAUGUGGUCUUUAUGUGAUGAAGUGGAGUAUCAUUGCAGCCCUCCUUUAUUCUCAUUCCAGGAGUUAUUAUUUGAUUUAGAUAUACCCAUUUUUAAUGAAUGCC
This is a messenger RNA of Aspergillus caelatus, 2115 nucleotides long. RefSeq lists its product as uncharacterized. The transcript has a single exon. Bases 607 to 1896 code for a protein of 429 amino acids. Lineage: Eukaryota; Fungi; Ascomycota; Eurotiomycetes; Eurotiales; Aspergillaceae. The record is from RefSeq and is a predicted model, not a curated record.